UCUACCAUGGCGACUGAACCAAAAACUGAAGCAGUAUCCUCCGCUGAGUCCGAUGCUAGCACCACCAUAAACCCACCUCAAGAACCAGCAGUUCCUGAAAAGCCACAAGAGAAAUCUCAAGAAGAAGUGAAGCUGGAGACUCACUCGCCGGAGGAAUUCUCCACUUUGGGAAUUCCUCUUCUGAAAGACGACCGGAGCGAUGUCAUUCUGCUGAAAUUCCUCAGAGCCAGGGAUUUCAAACCCAAGGACGCUUUUAUCAUGAUCAAGAACACAAUUCAAUGGAGAAAAGACUUCGGCAUCGAGGAGCUUGUCGACGAAGAUCUCGGCGAUGACCUGGACAAAGUUGUGUUUAUGCACGGACAUGACAAGGACGGGCAUCCAGUUUGUUACAACAUUUAUGGAGAGUUUCAGAACAAGGAGUUGUAUCAGAAGACAUUUUCAAAUGAAGAGAAGAGGAUGAAGUUUUUGAGAUGGCGGAUUCAAUUCUUGGAAAGGAGUAUAAGGAAACUUGAUUUUAGUCCUGGUGGUGUUUGUACUAUUUUUCAGGUUAAUGAUCUGAAGAAUUCCCCUGGACCUGGAAAAAGAGAGCUUAGAUUGGCAACUAAACAGGCUCUGCACAUUCUUCAGGACAAUUACCCUGAGUUUGUGGCCAAACAGGUAAUAAUUAGAAUGAUAAUCAAAUUAAUUGCUGAUUAAAUUUGAAUUAACUAGGAUUUAAUCUUUUGAAAUCAAGAAAACUCAUAACAUUUAUUUAUCGCAUCAAUAAAUUGGAUGAACAUACAGGUCACCAAGAGUGUCAUCUAAUAAAUGGAUCACAACUCUUACAAUGUAUAAAAAUUUGAUCAUGAAAUUUAAUAGUUU
Messenger RNA from Carica papaya (papaya), 861 nucleotides. The record is from RefSeq and is a predicted model, not a curated record. Lineage: Eukaryota; Viridiplantae; Streptophyta; Magnoliopsida; Brassicales; Caricaceae.